Branchiostoma belcheri (Belcher's lancelet) is the source of this 524-nucleotide messenger RNA. RefSeq lists its product as uncharacterized. Lineage: Eukaryota; Metazoa; Chordata; Leptocardii; Amphioxiformes; Branchiostomatidae. The record is from RefSeq and is a predicted model, not a curated record. The transcript has 2 exons. Bases 120 to 524 code for a protein of 134 amino acids.
UCCGUCUACGCUCUGCGUAGAAUUAAAACGGCCGAUUACGCUCUACGGAAAAGGGCAUGCGGGCCCCCUUAAUAGACCUUGUGAUAUAAACCCCGCCAGAGUGCUGGUACAGUUAUCAGAUGAAAAUGGCUGACGGAGAGGAGGAACGAGAGAGAAUGGCAGCCAUGGCGCGACCCGUGCGGCAGCCCAUGGACGCAGGGUUCACGUUUGACAUGCUCAUGAGCUCCGUAGAUCCCAUGGCAGAGAGCAUGAUAGAAAAGUUCAUCCGCGAGCGAGAAGCCAAGCUGCAGUACGAACAGAAAUUCACCGAGCUUGUGAGCUACGUCGAGCGGGGCCGGGAGGGCUUCAGCGCCGAGGAGUUCGUCCAAAAGCUUCGGGAGGUGGCUGCAAAGGCGGCCGAGGCCGGACACGACGACGCCCCGAGGCAUCAACGGAACCUCUCUCGGAUCGAGAAACUGUCGGAAAAAUCAGCGACUUGGGAGACUGUCAGGCUCAUCUUUUACGACACAGAGGAAGACUCGUGA